AGCCAGUCCUUUGUUUUUAAUCUGUCGUCUCCACCCACCACUUUGGUGACCCGCUUUAGCGGUGGGCUAUAAAAGCUUUCCACCCUUUGUCGAGUGACACACGUGAGCCACUUGUCCUGGCAGUGGAAAGGUCACAUUCAUUCGUCUGUGCUCCUUCAUAAACAAGUCACUCCAAUCUUAAGAUUGUCAAGGUAUUAGCAAGAGAAGAGCUGGCGUCAAGGGAUCAGCCAUGCUUGGAGGAUUCUGCACACAUUUGCUGGUCACAGCGACUCUACUCUUUCUAACUCACACUGGGACUCAGUGCAGCAGGGCCGAAAAUGACAGUUCAUCCAUCAAGUUGCCCGACUGGAGAAGCGAUUCAGACUAUCUUACACAAUGUUCAUUUGACAAGCAUGGCAACGCAGUGUGCGAUUGGACAACGAGUCAUCAAAGAUCAAAUAGUCUUAGGGUGGAGACAAUCGAAAGUCCUGCACUGGAUCAAGGUGAAGCCUGUCUUGAGUUCUGGUACUUGGUCCCCACGAAUGCUUUCAAACUUGGAGCUUUGCUCAAAAGCACUACUGGUCUAGUGGAAAUCUGGACCUCGCCUGCACUGGCACAAGAUUCUUGGCGACAGGUGUUUGUGCCGCUAAACAUCAUUGAAUCUGGGACAAAGGUUGUUCUCGAAACGGUGUCCUUGGAGACUCGGGUCACAUUUAACCGCAUUGGCGUAAGGAGAGGUUCAUGCGGACACCAGUGUGAUCCAAACGAAGAGAUCCGGACAGACCCGUCCACCCGUUGCUUGUGCUCAGACGGACAGCUUUCCUGCGCACCCUCUCGGUGUCCCGAGGGUCAAAGCUGCGUUGGUGCUCAAAUGCGAAGCCCCAGGGAGGCGUCUGACGCUGGGAUAUGUACUAUACAUAGCAACACGGACUGCGGCACUUUUGAUGGAGUGUUAUUUCGCUUCACGGCCCCCUGCAACUACAUUCUGGCACAGACCUGCUCUUCCUCUGAGGCUUUGUCCACUUUUAGUGUGGAGGUAGUCAGUGACCAUGAUGGCAAUUCAUCGCUUCCAGCUGUGCAGCAGGUCAUUGUGUCUGUGGGGGAUGACAGAGUGUCUCUUCUGAAAUGGCAGACACAAAGAGUUGUGGUCAACGGGAUUUGGAGGAAUCUUCCACUCAUCUUCAGGAGUAGCACGGUCAAAAUCAAGAGUAACCUGGCGGCUGUUGAACUUGAAACCAGUUUCGGCCUUUCCGUGUCAUAUGACAAUGCGGGUGAUGUGCACAUCGAGCUGCCGUCCGUUUACUCCGAGAAAGUCUGCGGAUUAUGUGGCAACUUUAACCAUCUCAGAGAGGAUGACUUGGGAAAUCCUGACGGAGCACCUGCGCACAAUGCCGCCGAUUCAGCUAACGGCUGCCAAACGGUUCUCCUCCCUCACCGCUGCGACCCCGCCGAAGUAGCCGAGUAUAGCGACGAGCUGAACUGCGGAGGCCUCCUCUCCAGUACGGGACCGUUUGCAGCAUGUCGAGCCUUUCUGGGAGCAGAAAGCUACUUCAGGGGAUGUGUGAACAAAAUGUGCGCCACUCACGGUGACCCUCGGGUGCUCUGUGAGACAUUGCAGAUGUAUGCUGAUAUCUGCAGGGAUGCUGGCGUUACUGUGCCUUCAUGGUGGAAUUCUACCAUGUGCCCUCCACAAUGCGGUGAGAACAGCCAUUACAACUCAUGCGCUGACGGAUGUUCAGACGUCUGCUCCGGCGGUCAGGAUAGAGUGGGAUGGUGCGGACGUUGCCAGGAAAGGUGCGAGUGCGACGACGGCUUCAAACUCAGCGGGGGCGAAUGUGUUCCAACGGACGACUGCGGGUGCUGGCAUCAAGGAAAACACUAUGAGAAAGGACAAAUGGUCUUGGAAGGAGAAUGUUUGCAGCAGUGCCAAUGUAUGGGCCACAAUAAUGUCCAGUGCACUCGAUUGCGAUGCGCCAGAAAUGAAGCUUGUAAGGUUGAAGCUGGAGUCAGAGGAUGCUUCCCAAGCAAGCCUGCUGCCACCUGUAGCGUGUACGGUGAUCCGCACUAUAUCACCUUUGACGGGACGGCGUACGACUUUCAAGGCGGAUGCAGUUACAUACUGGCUACCACAUGUGGAGCCCAGAGCUCGGUCCAUUUCACAGUGAUCGGGCACAACAUGCAUCCUCUCCUUCAUAACUUCACCCGCUCGAAGCUGGAUGCUGUGACACUUGAAAUUGACAAUUGGAACCUCACAUUGAAUGAGAGCAACAAAGUCUAUGUGAAUAAAAGCGAUGCCGGACUCCCUUACUUCAGUACUGCUUCUUACGGUUCUGUCUGGGUUUACAACAAUAAUAGCUACGUUGUCUUAGAGACAACCUUUGGACUAAGGAUGGUGAUGGAUGGGCAAAACAGGUUCUUCCUGCAAGUCGAUGAGAGCUACAAAUACCAACUGUGUGGUCUUUGUGGUACCUACUCAGACCAGCAGAAUGAUGACUUCAUAAAACCAAGUGGGCAAAAUGCUACAGAAGCGUUUGAGUUUGCUGAUAGCUGGAGGGCACCACACAAUAAUGAAUGUGUUUCCCACCCAAAUGAUCCUGAUCGACCCUGUGAAAACCAGGAGGAGGCCUACGAUGAGUGCUUUGCCAUCCUUGGAGAUGCCUUCCAACCUUGCCACGAAAGCGUUCACCCGAGCGUCUAUAUCAAUAGUUGUGUUGGUGACUAUUGCGCAACAAGUGGCAACCAACACACCUUGUGUGAAGCUCUUAAAUCCUACGCAGUCGCUUGCCGUGUUGCAGGAGUGGAACUGCCCCAUUGGGCGACAGGUUCCGUCUGUGGUGAGUCAGAAGCCCAAACUACAGAAAAUCCUCCUCCAACUCGUCCCUCCUCGCAAACACCAGAUCCAGCUUUGUGCCCCAUAAACUGCAACUUUGAGCAAAAUUUGUGUGGGUGGCAGCAACUCGUACAGGACACCUUUGAUUGGACAAGAUAUGCCGGUGCCACUCCAACAAUCGGAAGUGGGCCAAACCACGACCACACCACAGGGGAGGGAUUCUAUAUGUACAUUGAGGGCGACGGUGUAACACGAGGAGAUCCGGCUCGUCUGUUGAGCUCCGAAUGCCUUUACAGUGGCCCGGUCUGCCUCCGCUUCUGGUACCACAUGUAUGGCUCGGCUACAGCCAUGGCUCUUAAUAUGUACCUGCUCCAAGGAAAUCAAGCCACCAAGAUUUGGUCCGUGACAAACAACCAUGGGCAAGAAUGGCAUCCAGCAAAAGUUGAUAUCAAUGUCUUCAGCCCUUUCCAGAUCGUUGCGGAGGGAAUCCGAGGUUCCGACGCUCUGUCGGAUGUGGCGAUUGAUGAUAUUUCCAUCCAGUUCCACUCUUGCUUAGGGAGUCUGGGAAGCGGAACAGAAGCUCCUUUGAUUACAGACGCCCUCCUGCCUUCACUAGUCCCAGCUUGUAGCUUGAAUUGCAGCUUUGAUAGAAAUGUUUGCAGCUGGAAACAGAUGAUCACAGAUGCUUUUGACUGGACAUGGCAAAGCGCUUCUACGCCCACCCUAAUGACAGGCCCCUCCUCUGACCACACGGGAGAUGGUCACUACCUCUACAUUGAGGCCAGCGCUGUGUCCCAUGGCGAUACAGCUCGUCUCAUCAGUUCUGAAUGUUCCGCCUCCGGGUCUCGUUGCCUGCAGUUCUGGUACCAUAUGUACGGCUCGGCCGAUACUAUGGGCCUCCAUCUAUAUUUGGUGCAGGACAACAAAGCUGAUGCCAUUUGGCGGAAGAGGAAUGAUCAAGGAAAUAUGUGGCACUUGGCUCAGGUGGACUUGAAAGUCGCGGGAGCUUUCCAGAUGGUCAUAGAGGGACGCAGGGGCUCCAAUGAAGAAUCGGAUGUUGCCAUAGAUGAUAUAAUGCUUUAUCACGGACAAUGCUCAGGUGUGACAGAUAUACGACAUACCAACCGUAUCAUAUCAUGCAAAGUCUUCCCUAGUUCAAAGAUCAGCACGCAUAGAGAAAAAAAACAAAUGCCAUUCCAUUUAGAGCUAAGUGGUGCCAUGACAACACGAGCUCCCAAACCUGAUGGAAACCUCACUGCUGUUCCAAAUGUGACACCACCGCCUUUACCUGAGGUGACAGAGCUUCCCGGAGUGAAUGUUACAGAUGGAGCCCCUGUUUCAACUCAGCCACCUGUGGCAAAUGCCACAAUAGAUCCUGAAGCAACAACUCAUUUAACGAUCAGUGACAUUGUUACUGGAGCUGCAGAGAACAGACCACCACAGUCAGUAUGCCAACUCCUCACUUGUCAUUUUGAGGAAGACCUAUGCCAUUGGAAUCAGCUCGUUACUGAUGCAUUUGACUGGACGAGACAAAGCGGUUCAAGCCCUACACUCCUGACAGGGCCCUCUUCAGAUCACACCACAGGAUAUGGCCACUACCUUUACAUUGAAGCCAACAGCGCAUCGUAUGGAGACACAGCUCGCCUCAUCAGUUCAGAGUGCUCUGCCUCUGGUCCGCAAUGUCUGCACUUCUGGUACCAUAUGUACGGCUCGGCCGACACUAUGGGCCUCCAUGUGUAUUUGCUGCAAGACAAAGAGGCUUAUGCUAUUCGUCGGACCAGGAACAAUCAAGGGGAUAUGUGGCAUCUGGCCCAGGUUGACUUCACCGCAACUGGAUCUUUUCAGAUCCUUUUUGAGGGUCGACGAGGUUCUAAUGAUCAGUCAGAUGUGGCCAUAGAUGAUAUAUCCCUAUACAGUGGGCGCUGUUCAGACUCGACUAAAACUACCCCCCCUGCACCCAUGACAACACAUUCGAUUACAACAGAAGGUGCCGAACCUCCAACAGGAAACAUAUCGACGACACUAACAUCCACAAUCGAUACAACAACAGACAUAACUGUCACCGACACGCAGACAACCAGACAGUCAACAACGAAGCCUUCGACUCCAAAUACCUCACCAGAAACGCCUGGGUCGACAGUUACCAUCCAACCGCAGACCACUGCCGUAGUUCACCCAUCAUCCACCAACCACCCAGUAGAUGAAGGAACGGAAGAUCCAGGACCUGAAGCCACAACUGAAGAAAUGACAGCACCUAUUACAUACCCUGGGUCCACAGCUAAGCCCAUACCGCUAACAACAGAAAGCAAUGAACCCACAACUAAACCACAUCCGAUUACAUCGGUGUCCGGUGCGACAGUUACCAUCCAACCGCAGAGCACUGCCGUAGUUCACCCAUCAUCCACCAACCACCCAGUAGACGAAGAAACAGAAGAGCCAGGACCUGAAGCCACGACUGAAGAAAUGACAGCACCUAUUACAUACCCUGGGUCCACAGCUAAGCCCAUACCGCUAACAACAGAAAGCAAUGAACCCACACCUAAACCACACCCGCCAACAUCAGUGACACCACAGACUCCAAACACAACUCCAACAGCAACAGCUGGACCUCAGUCAACAACGAGUCUUGAACCUCAGCCUCCAAAUGCAACAAGUGAAGCACAGUUAACCACGACCAUCAAACCACAACAUCCGAAUGAAUCUCAACCAGCGACCACUGUUCUACCACAGCCCCCAACUGCACCUGAAUCAACACCUUUCUGCAAACAGAACAGCCAUUACAGCACAUGUAUCCCAGCCUGUAGUCCAACCUGCAGAUUUUUGAACGCUCCACCACAUUGUAAUGACAGUGGGCUUUGUGAGCCGGGUUGCGUGUGUGAUGACGGCUAUGUGCUGAAAUUUGGUCUUUGUGUGCCAAUCCGACAAUGUGGAUGCGUGGACCGAGAUGGCAAUAAAUACCAAUUCGGGCAAGUUUGGUAUAGCGAACACUGCAGUCGGAAAUGUAGAUGUGAGCGGGAAGAUGACGGUGGGGAGAUUGAUUGUGAUGAAGAAGAGUGUGACAGAAAUGCCGUUUGCCUCCAACAUGAAGAGGGACAUUAUUACUGCCAGAAAACAACUUUUGAUGAAUGUACAAUCAAUGAAGACUCUGGCUACAGGACUUUUGACAACAUGAAGCAUGGCUUUGAGGGAGAACACGCGUAUGUGCUGGUCCAAACCAAAAACUUGCCUAGUAAUAUCCAGGACGUUUACAUCGAGGGGAUCAAUACACCCGAUGAUGAUGAUGAUGAUGAUGAUGAUAGUAGUGAAGAAGACCACGACCGCGAUCAUGACAACAACGAUAGUGACGAUGAAAGCAAUGAGCAUGAAGGACACCACGGAUUGCAGAGCCUCAAAAUGAAAGUGUACAAUCAUACCGUGGAGUUCAAGCAGUUUCGGAAGUUGUUUGUGGAUGGACAGAGAACCAAGACACCUGUUUCACCGUCUCUUGGUCUAAAGAUUAUCAAGAAUUCCGCUCACAUUUAUCUCAAUACAGACUUUGGUCUUUCCGUAAAGUUUGACGGUCAAAGUGACGCAGAAAUAACUCUACCGCGGACAUACAAACGGAAGCUGGGGGGCCUGUGUGGAAACUUUGACGGUCGAAUCUUGAAUGACCGGAUGAAACCGGAUGGCACGCUGGCCCAGACGCUUCAAGAGUUUGGAGAAAGUUGGAGAGUGUGACAGAGUCAUUGAUGAGAAAAGUAACAGCCCUUUGGAAACUGCUCAGGAAGUUCUACGUUUUUAUUUUCUUCACAUCAAGCAAAUGCUGAAUCGUCAAUCACGUCUUUGUUUUCAGUUCAUGUCUGUACCUUGCCCGAAUUCAUUAAACUCGGUCGGUCGGUCGGUCGGCCGGCUCUUGCUCUACCAUAACGAUGCACCCUACUAUUUUGUUCGAAGGG
Syngnathus acus (greater pipefish) is the source of this 6744-nucleotide messenger RNA. Its product is annotated as zonadhesin-like. The record is from RefSeq and is a predicted model, not a curated record. NCBI's taxonomy places the organism in Eukaryota, Metazoa, Chordata, Actinopteri, Syngnathiformes, Syngnathidae. Gene Ontology annotation, cellular component: membrane.